Contarinia nasturtii (swede midge) is the source of this 887-nucleotide messenger RNA. Its product is annotated as zinc finger SWIM domain-containing protein 7-like. Gene Ontology annotation, molecular function: zinc ion binding. The coding region runs from base 387 to 863 and encodes 158 amino acids. Gene Ontology annotation, biological process: double-strand break repair via homologous recombination. The transcript has 2 exons. Gene Ontology annotation, cellular component: Shu complex. The record is from RefSeq and is a predicted model, not a curated record. NCBI's taxonomy places the organism in Eukaryota, Metazoa, Arthropoda, Insecta, Diptera, Cecidomyiidae.
AAAAUGAGUUUAGUUUUCACAGAGAUGAACGAGACGUCUACUGAGGAAAUAUGGCGACUUGACUUUAGCAUUUAUUGGCUCGUGCAUACAACUAAAAAAAGCAAGAACAAAAUUACAUGCAACAGUGCCGCCUAUGUGUCAAAAACGACAUUCAGUUGCAUACGACUAACGUGAAUGAUAUAUUCAAUCGUUUUUUGCUAUCUACAGCGAUGCCAACGUUCAAAUUUAGAAUUAGUUACCAAACUUGAUUCAUAUGGAGUAUCAAUUUGACAGUUUCCGAAAACAUUUUUUCAUAUAUGGAAUAUACGUGAUACAACUGUCGUUAAAUUUUUUCCCAAAAUUCUUACAAAUUAUUAAAAUUUCAAGAAAAAAGGAAAAAAAAACAUAUGAUAUACAAACGAAGUCGAAUGGAAUUGGAACCUUCACCAUUGGCUAUCGCUGUUAAUCAAAUUUUUGAGCGACUUGAGCAUGAAUAUUCGCUAAGACAUUUACCACAAUUUGCAGACAAAGACCUACUUGAAUUAAACGGAAUUUUCGGAACAUUACUCGCUGAGUCACUGGAUUUAUUAGAUCGGGAAAAGAUUACUAUUCAUCGAAGAGCCUCCGAUAAUCGAGAGUACUUUGAAAUUAUUGAAGAUCAAAAUUCAGUUUACAAACUCUUGCCAAACUUAAACUAUUGUAUGUGCAAAACAUUUCGCGACAAAGUUUUAAACACCAACGAAUUAUACACGUGCAAACACGUUUUAGCAUCACGUUUAUGCGUGCUUAUUGGGAAAGUAAAAGUUGAAACAAAAUCAGAUGAUGCAUUCAUAUUUUCACUGCAAUUGAUUAGACCGAUGUCAACAAUUGUAGCCGACGAAUAGAUGCAGCAUUCAAAAGUAUUACAU